UCCCGCUCCCUCCCCCUCCCCUCGCCUCCUGUCACUAGGAGACCGAGAGAGACACUGAGGGAGAGCGAGCAGAUCCCGGUGAGGAGGGGGAAGGGGCCCGGAUUUCGGGCUUGCGGGCACCGAUCCGUGGUGCGACGGUCGAGGGGAGCCCCGGGGAAGGGAGGAAGGAGCCUCUGCCCCACAGAGGCGGCCAAAGGGCGCUGUUCGCGCGCGGGGGGAGGAAAGGGUUAAGCACCCCGUGUGUGACAGAGGGUGGGGCUGUUUUGUUAUGGGGGGCCCCACAGCAAGGGGGUGGGGAGGGCUCUCUGUGGGAUGGAGUGUGUGGGGCUCGUAUGUGGGAAGGCGGGGGGGGGGCGGCGGUGUCUGGCUCGCGAGUGGGGAUUUGGGGCGGGGUCGUGUGGGGCAGCGGUGGGUCUCCCGUGGCGCGUGGGCCCCGAGAUCGCGUCGGGGGCUGGCUCGCUUUCCAGAGGGGCGAUGCCCCAGGGCAUCUCUGCGCCUCAACGUCCUCUGCAUUUAGGGGUUGCGCCUGCACCCCCGUUUUCAUCCCGGGGGGGGGGGCUCAAGGGGGCGCGCGUGGUCGCCCCCUUCCCCAUCUAACCCCACCACCAGCCCUGCGAGGCAGGUAGAGGCUGAGAGCGCGCGGCCCAGGGAUGGGGGGAGGGGCUCGAUCUCCCAGGUCUUAGCCCCCCCCCCACUCUGAUCCCCUGCAGCACUUCUGGCUCGGGGGGAGGCGGGGGGGGCAGCAUCUGGCUGUGCUGCAGCGGAGAUAGAUGCAUGGAGGGCGGGGUGGGGGGGAGAAGAUUCCGCUCCUGCUCCAUCUCAGCCUAAUCCUUCCUCGUGCGGGGGGAGAGCGGCCAGGCGGCAUGGAGGGCAGGGAGGGGGCUGGGCUCGCCCGCGCGGGCUCAAAGGGGGCUUUGGGUUGGGCGCGCUCGCUUGGUUGCAGGGGGGAAGUCGGCUGGGGCCUCCGGGAGUCGAGGAAGGCAGAAUCCAGGCUUCCUUAUUUAGGCUCGUUUUCUCUUGGGUGGAUCUUGUUAUUAUUUGCAUAGAUCGCAGGGGAGGCAUUAAUUGGCUAGGUCAAGUUCAGAAACGUAAAAAAACAUAUUGAUUGGCAUGCUUUCGGUGGAUUCUUGUGGCCUAACUUAACCCCCCCGCAAACAAAUCUCGCUGCUGCAAGCGGAAGACAGCCAACCACGCCCUGGGCUCCCCGCCCCCCUCACUAGAAAGGAAAUACAUACAAUAAGCGAAUAGGAAGAGUGACUACCCAAGUGACGCUGACGCAAAAUCUGACACACACUGUACACUAAAUAAAAUAAGUGUUAACAACCACCCCUUCUCCCCACCCCUCUUUUCUUCCCCGACCCUUUAACUAUAUACAACACUAGUGGCUCAAAACAAAUGUAACUGAUAUGUAGAAAAGACAACCUGAAAAAAGAGACAAUGCUUGUGCUUUCGUAAGAAAACCUUUAAUAAAAUUGUUUUUUUUUUUAAAAAAAAGAAACAUAAGAGGACCCUUGUUGGAUCAGGCCAUGGAGUCCAGCAUCUUGUUCUUACAGUGACCACCCAGAUGCCCAUGAUGGGAAGCUGCCACAUUACCACUUUCCCCUCCUGCAUUAAGAAGCAGGUUGCCAAUAAGGGGCUUUUUAUUUGUCUUAUUUUGCUUCUAUGCCCUUCACAGCAGCUGACCGCUCAGCUUUUUCCAUCUGUAGGACAGGCAAAGUGUCACCCUGCCGGCGAUAUUUCUGAUAAAAUGGUAAUGGUAAUAGCUUUAUUAUUUAUACCUCACACAUCUGGUUGGGUUUCCCCAGCCACUCUGGGCAGCUUCCAGCAAAAUAUAAAAACAUAACAAAACAAAACAUCAAACAUUAAAGCCUUCCAGAUACAGUGUGGUGUUGUGGUUAAGAGCGGUGGGCUCGUAAUCUGGGGAACCGGGUUCUUGUCUCCGCUCCUCCACAUGCGGUUGCUCAGUGACCUUGGCCCAGUCAUACUUCUCUGAAGUCUCUCAGCCCCACUCGCCUCACAGAGUGUUUGUUGUGGGGGAGGAAGGGAAAGGAGAAUGUGAGCCGCUUUGAGACUCCUUCGGGUAGUGAUAAAGCGGGAUAUCAAAUCCAAACUCCUCCUCCUCCUCCUCUUCUUCUUCUGCCUUCUGAUGCUGGUAUAGCAAAAUCAGUUGCUGUUUUUUAAGGUUAGCAUCAUUGAGAAUGUGGGGUAGGGCUAGUGUGCCUAUCUCCCCCCAAGUCCACACUGCAUCCUUUAUUUUGCAAUACUGAAUGGGAGUGUUGGCGUUGUACUCUAGCUCCUUUCUCUUCAUCCUUAAACCUAGAUUAUGUAGGACAUGAAAUGGGAGCACAGAGCCUGGCUCAGAGGUCGAAAUCUCCCAAAGCAGCAGCAGCAGCAGCUGUUCGGCUUAACAGGAAAUGCAUUUUAAUAGUGUGCCUUUGAUCUCAUUCUUUUUUUUAAAAAAACACCACAUAGCCUUGAUCUCAGUAAUUCGCAGUAAAUGUUGUGCAUCCCUCACAACAAAACUACAGGAACCCUACAGCCUACCUGCGUCUUUGCCGACCUAGUGUCCUCCAGAUGUUUUUGCUGGUGCUGGCAGCAGCUGUUGUUGAAAACGUCUGGGGGGACCAGGCUGGCAGAGACUGACCUACCUUGUCCCUCAGAAGCUUUUGACUAUGGCUGAUCUACUGUAGGCUAGCACCUGCUCUCACAGUGUCUGACCAGUUGCUCAUGGUUUUGAAAAGCCACAAGGAUUUGAACACCAGACCCCUCUCCCCUCCUGUGUUUUCCAGCAAUUGGUACUCAGGAGCGUUGCUGCUUCUGACUGCAGAGGCAGAGCAUAGCCAUCGUGGCUGGGAGACACCAACAUCCCUCUCUUCCUCCAUGAAUUUGUCUAGUCCUCUCUUAGAUCCAUCCAGGUUGGUUGCCAUCACUGCCUCCUGGGAAACGAGUUCCCUGAUUUUUAACUCUGCGCUGCGUGAAGAAGUUAGUUAUUUUAUCUGUCCUGAAUCUUCCAACAUUCAGCUUCAUUAGGUGUCCACAAAUUCUAGCUUUAGGAGAGAGGGAGAAAUACUUUCCUCUAUCCAAAAACAGCAUCCAUCAAGUUACAUAUUAAAGGAAACAGAGCCAUGUAGCAAGGAUGCUGAGGCCUUAUUUGCAAACCUGCAAAUGUCCACCCUGCCCUCUUGAAGAGCGUGCAGAGUAACUUGCCCACCUCCCUCUUUCCAACAGCUGCUGCUCUGGGUUUUCCAGUGGAGUCAGCCCCAUUGGUUCUGAUGUGUUUGCUAAUCUGAUUGGUUUGCUAAUCUGCAUAAUCCUCUAGAUGGGAUGGGGAACCCUUUUUAGCCUGAGUUCUCAUGUGGCUAACCUUCCAUUUAAACUCCCCCAUCUCUUACAUUAACAGGGAGGGGUGGGUGGGUAGCUAUCUGUCAUGUAUGAUCUUGUUGGGAUUCCUGCAUUGCCUGGGGUGUGCUGGAUGACCCUCAAGAUCCCUCCCAGCUCUACAAUUCUGUGGUUCUACCUGGGCUUUGUUACUUUUAAACCCAACUGUGCUCAUUCUAUGUUAUUUAGUUUUUCAUCUUUCAGUUUUUGACUAUUGUAAUUGUUUCUCUGUUUUAUAUAUAUAUUAUAAAAUGAAAUUUUAUUAAAUGAAUCGAAAUGAACCCACUGAGUGUCAUUUUACAGUCAAUACAUAUUUAUUUAUUCCAUAAAAUUUAUAUACCGCUUGACUGUAAAAAAAGAAAAGGACCCUCAAAAUGGUUUUUAAAAAGGUAAAACAAUAAAACUGGGAAAAAAUCACACCAUAAAAAAACAAAACAGGGAGGGGGACCUCGAUGCAGACAGAGAAGUCCCCAUGGGCCAGAACUGAUGCCUAGGCUAGACACCCCAUUUGAGGGAGUCAUAAGUUCUCACACAACUAGUAGCCCUUUGCCUCGCGAUUGGAGCUGGGCUCUUAUUUGCCUGUUGUUGUUUUUUUGGCAAUUGUGAAUUCACUACAGAGGGGACUGAGCAGCAGCAGUCCCCAGCAGCUGGACCAGGCUGAUGUUUCCCCUUUGCUGACCACAUCCUUCCUGGCCUGGAGGGAGGAGGCCAGUGCACUGUCACCCCAUGCUUGAGGCAAGAGAGUUCCCCCUGCAAUGACAUGGGUUCUGUCCUGGGGCUCAUUCUCACAUCACUUGGUGCCUCAUGGCAAAUCCUCUCGUGCCAGAUGUUGUUCAUCCCCAUUCCGAGGUAGGCUCCCUCUGCAUCUGGAGGCUCACUCUGUCUCUCAUGGCUAACAACCUUUGUGGACCGCCUGAGCUGGUUUUUAAAGAACCCUGGGCCAUCACUCCAUCUUUGGGUAACCUAUUCCCUGCACACCACAUUUCCUAGACCAGAACUAGAGAUGCUUCCCCCCCCCCGCCCCCCGCUAUUAUUCCACGUUUUGGGCUCCUGAGCUGCUGCUCGCAUCUCUUGUUUCACGGGAGAAUCUCGCUUCCUUGUUUUGAUUUUAAUCACUGAGCAACUGCAUCCCAGAUGGCGAGCAGAGUGCUGUAUGCAAAUCCGUGGCGGAGGGAGCAGAUCUGGCUCAGGAUAAAGGGAAGGAUUAAAAAGGGGUGGUGCUAAACCGGAAUCCUCCGUGUCAGUGCUCAUAGGUGUCAGUGUCAGUGCUAUGCAGGUGGCUUGUUCAUUUGCAGGCUGAGCAAAUGGUAGGCGUGGGCAUUACGGUAAGUCCUUCUGGGACCUGAAGAGGUAGGAGGGGGGGGAGUGUAAAGGCUGUAUUUGGAGCAGAAGUGCAGUCGUUGAGCAAGGUCACUGAGAGUUCAAUGUGUCCUUUCCCUUAAGACUGCCAUGCACCCCGUCCACCUCUUCAAAGCCAGCGAUGAAGAGGGGCAGGUCUCACACCCCUGAGUGAGAUUUCAUCCACACUCAUCCCUGUAACCUUUAUAGGGGCAGAGCCUGCUCCUUCUCUCUGCUUCUAGAGGCUGAGGUUGAGCUUGCACCUCUCCUUUAAGCUCACUCUAACCCACCCAAGUUGGACCGAGGAAGAACUCGGACAACCCUCCAAAGGUCCAUUUUCCAGUGGUCUUUCCGAGCAAAGCCAGGGCUGCAACUGAGCUUCUGUUAACCCUCUGUGCAUUCUCUUGGCAGCUCCCCACAAUGACUACCCUGGACGACAAGCUGCUGGGUGAAAAACUCCAGUACUAUUACAGCAGCAGCGAGGAGGAGGACAGCGAGAAAGAAGAGGAGGGGGAGGAGCAGCAGCAUGGCUCCCCCCAGGAUGCCACGGAACCCAGGAACGUGGUGCUGAGCAGCGAUGGCAGUGCGGUAAACACAGGUGUGCCUCCCUUUCCCCCAGGUCCCCGAAUUCACCUACGACUUCCUUAGGGCUGAGCCGAUCAGUUGCAUUUAAUACGCACAAAAGAUCCUUUAAGGCUAGUCUGCUGGGGAACGUUUUACUUAGUUUUAUUUUAUUUUGUAAAAUGUAUAUACCAAAACAACAACAACAAUGACAACACCUGAAAACGUUUUACAAAAAAAAUCAGGAAGAAGGAUUAGCAGCAAUGUUUUAAGACUUUCAGAAAGCUAAAGUGACAGUAGACUAAAACAGAUUAAAACUCACAUCAGCUUUCUAUUCGUGUUGACACAUUAAAUGAUUUAUAAAACUACAGGUGAGGAUCUCAAACUAUAUCCUUGUUCUUCCUGUGUGUGACAUUAUUAUUAUGACUGGAAUGUAAUUGAAAUCAACAAGAUUUUGGAACGCAGAAAUAAAGAAAACCAUCAACUCAUCAAUUCUAGCACGUGGGGGGCCGCCUUAUCUAAAUUAUAUAAUUUGGUAUUUGAAUGAUUGAUAUUAUUGAUUGUAUCAUAAAUUGGUAUUGUUAUAAUGAGGCUAUUAUUGGAUAACAAUUGAAAAUUAAUAAAAAUUAUUAUUAAAAAGCUCACAUCAGCUUUCAAAACAUCUGCGUAGACUUGUCCAAGCAAAAAUGUUUUUCAGCAAUUUUGUUGACAAAUAGGCAGGGAGUUCUAAAGUGUAGGUGCUGCCACACCAGAAUAUUGAGUUCUUACAAAUGUGGAACAAGUAUUAUGUGCCAGCUCUGCUGAUUGAAGCAGUUGAAUGGGCAUUUGUGGGGCAAGGCAAUCUCAUUGGUAAUGUUGGAGGUGUUUCCUUCUUUGAAAAUAGGGUAGGAAUCCCCAAGUUAAAUGCAGAAAGGUGUAACUCUUCCAGAUAUUUGGAAACCCUCCACAAUUGUCCAGCUGUCAAAGCUGUGUAAGAGAUCCACCUCUUGGCUCCUGCCUGGAAGAAGCUUCCCUGUGGUAGCUGUCCCACGCUGGGAGGUAAGAGCCUGCCUCACUCCAGAUCCAGCCGUUGGUCCCUUCUGCCCAGGAUUCUAUAUUCUGACUGGCAAAGGCUCACCAGGGACUUGUGCAGAGACAUGUCUUUUUCCAGAACCUGUUCUCUCUCUGGUAUUAUCUUUUAUAUGUGGUUUUUAUGUUGUAUUGUAUUUUAUAUUGUAUUAUUUUAUGAAUAGCAUUAUAUUCAUAUGCAUAUAAAUUUACAAACAUUUAUUUGUUAUUUUUCUAUAAAAUACCCAUUAUGGGGUUUGUGCUUUAAUGGGACAUUUGGAAUUCCCUGCUAGCUCUUGACUGGGACGUAAGCAGAGCCCUGCCCAUAGAAGGGGGGACCCUUCUAGUCCAGCUUCCUGUUCCUACGGUGACCAUUCAGGUGCCCCAAUGGGAAACUACCAAGGAAGCCCUGAGUGUGAGAGCUCGUUCCUCCUGUGGCUUCUUGCUAACUGGUGUUAACAAUUAAUACAUUCUUUUAGGUGGGGUGGGGGCGCUUUUGUGUCAGUUUCACUUGGGUUGGUUCUCUUUCUAUUCAUGCCAACCUUUUAAAUGCCUGCUGACAACUUUUCUAUUAUCACCUGCCCUAUGCAGGCAAUGAAGAAUACAUCUUUCCACAAUGGUUAUAAUUGACGUCUGUUUUUAACCAUUUUAAUGGUUAAUAUCAUAUGUUUUUAUUGCUAUAAACCGCUGUAAUAUAUGUUUGUUUACUGCCUCUGUGGAGACAGAGCUUAGCCCUUCUGGCUAGUAGCCUUGCCACCCAAGCUGGUCGUCAUUGCUGCCUCCUGUGGGAGAGAGUUUUGUAGUUUUAACAGUUCAGCCAUGCACUACGUAAAGAAGUGGUUUCUUUUCUCUCUUCUGAAUCUCUCCAGAGUUCAUCCACAACUGUGAUGUUCAGAGGUUUGUCCAGAGUCCUCUGUCCUCAGGCAGGAGUGUUUGUGUGUGUGUGUGUAAUCCAUACAGGAUUUUACUUGAGCUCAAGGCCAGCCUGCUCCUCAUAUCUGAGCUAAUCCAGCCUCCCCCAUUUGGCUCCCCAAAGGGGAGCCCUCAAGCAGGGCCUGAGUCCAAGAGCACUCUCACCCGCCCUGCCCUGUGCCUUUCAGCAACUGCUGUUCAGAAGCACCACUGCCUCUGACUGUGGAGGCAGAGGCACAGGCACCGUCUGUUAUUGAUGUGGCAAGUUGCUGCUGCUGUUGCUGCCUGCUUCAUCCCCUCCCUCCCUCCCUCCCCAGGCCCCAAAGGGGUGAUCAACGACUGGAGGAGAUUCAAGCAGCUGGAGACAGAGCAGCGGGAGGAACAGUGCCGGGAGAUGGAGCGCCUCAUCCAGAAGCUCUCAGUGACAUGCAGGUCCCACCUGGAUGACGAGGAGGACAAGCGGAAGCAGAAGGAGCUCCAGGAAAAGCUGAAUGGCAAGGUAACAGGCACAGGAAGAGGGGCAUCCCUGGAGCAGGUGCUGUUUUGCAGCUGGCGGGGGACCACCUGCCCUGAGUGGCACUUAGCACCUGGUGGUAGAGCUGCCAAGUGUUCAGGGCGCAGCUAGCAAGGGGAACCUGCAGCCCUCUGGGUAUUUUUGGAAUCUAGAUCCCAUCAACCAGCGCGGCCCACAACCCAGGGUGAUGGGGAGUUGGAGUCCCCAACUGCACCUGGGGUCUUGUGCUUGUGCCGCCUCUGGAGUAAAUCAGUUAAAAAACAGGCAGGCAGGGGGCAGGGGAUUUCAGGCAGGGAGGAGUGCAGGUGGGUUAACUGUCGGGGUAACUUAGUAGCAAGGGCUGGCCUGUCCAUUGGCCUUGGUGAGGCAGUUGCCUCAGGAGAGGGGCAGCAGAUCCUGGGCGUCCAGAAGUGCACAGCUCACCUCCUCCUGCUCUUGCUGCUUUUGGUGGAUGCCUGGGAAGAGCAGGACUGCUGCCACCUGUGCCUCUCUGUCAUCCUUCUUUUCUCUCCCAUUUCCUCCAGCUAUCUGCAACUGCCCUGAGUCGUCUCAGGCAAAGGCAGCUGUAGGAGGGCACCAUUGACUGUUUUGCCUAAAGUGGCAAAAUGUAUUGUGCCGGCAGUGCCUCGCUUGUUGGGAACUUCCUUUCCAGCUUCUGAGCUGUCCUCCAGCAAGUGCCAAUUUAAGCCGCUUUUGUUUAGUGCUCCAGUUGUAAUCAGCAUCUUUUUCUUGAUAUUAUGCAGCUCAGCCCAUGCGUGCCAGGAGGAGGGGGCGGAGGAGGGGGCAACGGGAGGACAGGAGGGUGGAAAUUUACGUUCCGCCUUGAGUGGCACAGGGCCUUGGGCCACCCCUGACUGAGGAGGCAGCCUGUUUCCCCAGCUCACCCUGCAGGAGUACAGUGCGCUGCGUGAGGGCCCAGAUGACGAGGAGUUCCUGCAGCAGUACCGCAAGCAGCGCAUGGAGGAGAUGCGGCGGCAGCUGCGCAGCGGGCAGUACUUCAAGCAGGUCUUCGAGAUCCACAGUGCGGAGGCCUUCCUGGACACCAUUGACAAGGGGCCCAGAAAUACCCUGGUGAUGGUCCACAUUUACGAGGAUGAUGUCCCAGGGGCCGACUCCCUCCAUGGAUGCAUGGUCUGCCUGGCCACUGAGUACCCCGCAGUCAAGUUCUGCCGAGUGCGGAGCUCCCUGAUCGGCGCCAGCUCCCGCUUCACCACCAGCGCCCUGCCGGCCCUCCUGGUCUACAAGGGUGGGGAACUGGUGGGCAACUUUGUCCGUAUCACUGACCAACUGGGUGAGGACUUCUUCGCCGGGGACCUGGAGGGCUUCCUGCAGGAAUGCGGCCUGCUCCCUGAGAAGGACCUGGUGCUCCUCACCUCCGUCCUCAAUGCCUCCUCCUCCUGCCUCAGCGACGACAGUGACCUGGAGAUCGACUGAGGGCAGGCUAGGGUGAGCAGAGAGGCACCUGUGAACAGGCAAGUAGAAAAGCCCACCCUUUACUAGCCCCUAGAAGGCAGUUACCCAGUUGCCACACACACACAAACACACAUACCGUUCCCAAAUGGAGGAGCCACCUCAAGCCUCCAGCUGAAACCUGUCCAGCAGCCUGUGGCCUCUUCCCUGCCUUCCCACCACAGAGCCCUUGCCGCUGCUCCUGAUGGGUCUCCAAGCCUAGUUGCUGCUUUGCUUUUAUGCUUUUAUGGAUCUUGCACCUGUAUUUUGCACAAGCAGGCAUUUUGGCCAGGAGCUGGACGCCAGCAACCCACCCUCCCAAAGGAGUAGGCCUGCAUGGGGCUCACACGAACCCCGAGGUGUCAAAUGGGGUGGGGGAGUUGUGCUGAUGGGAGUUCUAGUCCAAAGCACCUUGAGGGGACCCAGGCUGGCAAACACUGUUGCAGACCAUAGCUCAGUCCCAGUAGUUGGCUUGGUAAGUCUGGCUUUUCUCUCCGGGGGUCCUGGGCAUUCCUAGCAUUCAUUUAACAACCCUUGAUGUGUUGCUCUGUACAACAUCGCCCUCAACAGCAGGUUGCCCUAUGCUUGUUUGUGGAUGUUCAUCCCCUGUGUUAAUCUACAAGACAUGACCUUCUGCCCUGUUCCUCCAGCAGAAAUGGACUCUAUUUUGCUAAGCUCUCUUUGAAAAUGUGUGACGUAUUCCUAACAGUUUUUAAACUAAUGCAAUAAAGACAUGAAUAUUAUUAA
This is a messenger RNA of Podarcis lilfordi (Lilford's wall lizard), 9946 nucleotides long. The record is from the annotation of a GenBank genome assembly. Lineage: Eukaryota; Metazoa; Chordata; Lepidosauria; Squamata; Lacertidae.